AUGGCUGGCGAUGCACCAGAGGACUUUCCGAUGCCUCCGGACGCGGAUCUGGAGGGAGCUACGUGGUCGUCCCGGAGGAUGAAAGAUUGGCUCCGCAAGGGACGCAACGCCCAUGGGUCCUCGGCUUCAGCCCCGGUGCCCGUGAAGGAGGUUGUCCGCGCUUUUCGUCGGCUUUCCUUGCGGCUCCACCCGGACAAGCAAGGUGGACGCAGCCCGAACGAGCAAGUGGCUGCCGCGGAGGAAUAUCUGGCCAUCUCUCAGGCGGCUGGAGGCUGGUCCGACACCGAAGAGGAGGAGUCGUCGGACGCAGACUUCAACA
Molecule: messenger RNA, 319 nt
Organism: Symbiodinium sp. CCMP2456
Lineage: Eukaryota; Dinophyceae; Suessiales; Symbiodiniaceae
Source: the annotation of a GenBank genome assembly